Cucurbita maxima (winter squash) is the source of this 668-nucleotide messenger RNA. Its product is annotated as NADH dehydrogenase [ubiquinone] 1 beta subcomplex subunit 3-B-like. NCBI's taxonomy places the organism in Eukaryota, Viridiplantae, Streptophyta, Magnoliopsida, Cucurbitales, Cucurbitaceae. Gene Ontology annotation, cellular component: mitochondrion. Bases 111 to 335 code for a protein of 74 amino acids. The transcript has 2 exons. The record is from RefSeq and is a predicted model, not a curated record. Gene Ontology annotation, biological process: mitochondrial respiratory chain complex I assembly; electron transport chain.
GAUUAGUGGCUGGGAAGGCUGAAAAGCGAGGACAGGAGGAAGUGGCGAUCUGCACCCAUCCAGGACGAGGUGAAGGAGCGCAAGGAAGCGGAAAUCAGAGCUGUUUUGCAAUGGCGAAUAAGCCUUUGGGAUCGACUGGAGAGUUCUUCAGGAGGACAGACGAGUGGAGGAAGCAUCCGAUGCUCACCAAUCAGUUCCGACAUGCCACUCCUGGCCUCGGCAUCGCCCUCGUUGCUUUCGGCAUCUACCUUGUCGGCGAGCAAGUAUAUAACAGGAUCCAUUCUCCUUCUUCCUCUCACCAUCACCAUGCUGAUGCUUCCUCCGCCACCCAUUAACUGUUACCGAUGCUUCCUGCUACUGAAUCUCAGCUUGGAGUACUACAACACUCUUUCCCUUUUACCCUAUUUAUGUGCAAUAAAAGUUCCUUACUGGACAAAGCACUUGAUGAAGAUUGUAAAUGUAUUCGAUGAGUUUGGGAUUGAAAUUUGCAUCAAGACUGAAAUUUUUUAAGUUUAUAAUCUAGUGGUUCUAGCAAUUAAUUUUGCACAUAGAUAGUAAUAAGAUUUUUUGGUAAUGAUUUUGUUUAUCAUGGCUCCUUGAAUGAUCUCUUAACCCAUAUUGUUCUCCUAGCAAAUGUGUAGCAAAAUGAUGAACAUAAUUGAAAAUUA